AAAAUUUCCCUUGUUGGUAUUGAGAAUUCCCAUCCAGUUAAAAUAUAAUAAAUAACUAUGGCAGUGGGUAACGAUAACUAAGCCGAAACCAGAACCAUCUUUCCAUGGAGAUAACGACAACCCUCCAUUGCUCCAACCUCCAUUUCCACACUUUCUUGAUCCCCAUUCCAGUCGUCACUUCUUCCCGUUUCAACCUCCAACUCCAACACUCCAUCUCCAUACCCAAUCUUAGAAAAGCUCUCCUCCAAUUCCGAAGACCUCUACCAGUUCCAUACUCCGUCGCCGAUGGCAGCAGCACUUCUUCUCCGAGGGUCGCCGUGCUUGAUUCCUCUCUCGAAUUAAAGAAGAAGGCAAUGGAUUUAUCUCCUGAACUCAAAGGAACUUCCAUAUUUCUUGUGGGGAUGAACAGCCCCAUGAAAACCAGUCUGGGAAAACUUUUAGCAGAAUCAUUAAGAUACUAUUACUUCGACAGUGAUAGUUUGGUUGAGGAAGCUGCUGGUGGUGAAUCUGCUGUCAAAUCUUUCAGGGAGGCUGAUGAGCAGGGCUUUCGAGCAUCUGAGACUGAAGUACUGAAGCAGUUGUCAUCCAUGGGUCGACUAGUAGUUUGUGCUGGAAAUGGUGCAGUUCAGAGUUCAACUAAUCUGGGUCUUCUGAGACAUGGGAUUACAAUAUGGAUUGAUGUUCCCCUAGACAUGAUGGCUAGUGGACAUACGGAAGACCAAAGUGUUUCAGAUUCAGAGGUGUUUUCUCAGUUAGCUUCUCUGUAUGAAGAAAUGAGGAAUGGAUAUGCCACAGCUGAUUCAAUUAUCUCACUUCAAAAAGUUGCAUCUCAAUUAGGUUAUGAUGACGUAAAUGCUGUUACCACGGAGGACAUGACUUUGGAGGUUCUCAAGGAGAUUGAAAGGCUUACAAGAGUUAAAAAGAUGAUGGAAGCGGCUGCAAGACCUUUUUGACAUAACAGGGAUCAAUUUUUACAGUGAAUUGGAGCAAUCUACUAUAUGGGUUUUUACCAUUAUUUUGGGGAAACACACCUGAGUAUGCCUGCAUUAGCCACUUCUAUCCUAUAUUGUUAGUAAGGUAAGCUGAAAUCUGACCGUAUAGGAUGUUUUUAAAGGUCUUAAUCACCGUUGGUUUGUUAAAAUGGUAAGUUUCUCCUUUCAAAUACAACAAAAAUUGCAUUGAUCAUUAUUACAUUAGCAAAUCCAUGAAGACACCUCAGGGUCAUAAGAAAAUUAAUCCAAUCAAACAGGUUUUGUGCAGAGUGAGUUUGGUGGUGCCACAGUUUAUAUUUUGUUUUUGUUUUCAUAUUUUGGUGGAAGAAACUCCAUUAAUAUAAUUCAAAUACUACAAAUCGGAUCAAUUACUUUA
Humulus lupulus (European hop) is the source of this 1368-nucleotide messenger RNA. Its product is annotated as probable inactive shikimate kinase like 1, chloroplastic. NCBI's taxonomy places the organism in Eukaryota, Viridiplantae, Streptophyta, Magnoliopsida, Rosales, Cannabaceae. Gene Ontology annotation, cellular component: chloroplast. The transcript has 10 exons. The record is from RefSeq and is a predicted model, not a curated record. The coding region runs from base 105 to 953 and encodes 282 amino acids.